Molecule: messenger RNA, 1728 nt
Organism: Lathyrus sativus (Indian pea)
Lineage: Eukaryota; Viridiplantae; Streptophyta; Magnoliopsida; Fabales; Fabaceae
Source: the annotation of a GenBank genome assembly
AUGACAAUGCUAUCAAACUAUUUCUAUUCACUCUCACAAACUCCUCAUAGGCUUAGAAAAAGAAUGCUAGCAACAUGGACACCAGACCAAGAAUUCAACCAAGUGAGACAUAGGUCUGGUGCAGACAUGAAAAGGAAGCUUAAUUGGUAUGAUCUUGUAGCUCUUGGAGUUGGAGGAAUGCUUGGUGUUGGUGUGUUUGUUACAACCGGUCCUGUUGCUCUUCAUCAGUCCGGUCCUUCGGUUUUUAUGUCUUAUAUCAUAGCAGGAAUAUCAGCACUUUUGUCUUCUCUUUGUUACACUGAAUUUGCAGUUCAAGUUCCAGUUGCUGGAGGAGCUUUCAGUUAUUUAAGAUUAACAUUUGGAGAAUUCUUGGGAUAUUUUGGUGGGGCAAAUAUACUAAUGGAGUAUGUUUUUUCAAAUGCUGCUGUAGCUAGGAGUUUUACAGAAUAUCUAAGCUUUGCAUUUGGAGAAAACAAUCCAAAUGUAUGGAGAGUGGAAGUUCAUGGAUUGCCAAAGGAUUAUAACAUGUUGGAUUUUCCAGCAGUAGCUCUCAUUCUUCUCCUUACUCUCUGCUUGUGUCAUAGUACAAAGGAAAGCUCUAUAUUGAACCUAAUUAUGACAGUGUUCCAUGUGAUUUUCUUUGGAUUCAUUAUUGUGGCUGGCUAUUGCAAUGGAAGUGCCAAGAACAUGGUUAAUCCAAAAGGGAUAGCUCCUUAUGGUGUUAGAGGUGUUCUUGAUGGAGCAGCAAUAGUUUACUUUAGUUAUAUAGGCUAUGAUUCAGCUUCAACCAUGGCUGAAGAGGUUAAGGAUCCUUAUAAGAGUCUACCAAUUGGAAUUGUGGGUUCUGUUCUUAUAACCACUUUGCUUUAUUGCCUUAUGGCUCUCUCUUUAUGCAUGAUGGUUCCUUACAAUAAGAUAUCAGAGAAAGCUUCCUAUUCAAUGGCUUUUCUCAGAAUUGGUUGGAGUUGGACUAGCAACAUUGUUGGAGCAGGUGCAAGUUUAGGUAUAGUGGCUUCCCUUCUUGUUGCAAUGUUAGGACAAGCAAGAUAUCUUUGUGUUAUAGGAAGGGCAAGGCUUGUUCCAUCUUGGUUGGCCAAAGUACAUCCUUCAACAGGCACUCCAUUGAAUGCCACUAUCUUUUUGGGAUUUUGCACGGCGUUAAUUGCGCUAUUCACAGAGCUAGACAUUAUAAUAGAGUUGAUUAGCAUCGGGACGUUGAUGGUGUUCUACAUGGUAGCGAAUGCUCUGAUAUAUCGUCGCUAUGUAAUCACGGGCGGUACUCCGCCUUUACACACACUCUUGUUCCUAUUUCUCCUCUCCCUCACUUCCUUAUGCUUCUCCAUAGUGUGGAAAUUCAAGCAGCAAUGGUGGGGUCUAUUACUCUUUGGUGGCUUCAUGAUCACAAUAAUAGCCUUUUUUCAACACAUGGUACCUUGUGACAACAACCUUGUACAACAACAAUAUGCUCAUUGUUGGUAUGUCCCAUUCAUGCCAUGGCCACCAUCAAUGUCCAUCUUUCUCAAUGUUUUCCUGAUGAUGACACUCAAAACACUCUCUUUUCAACGAUUCGCUUUGUGGUCAUGUUUUAUUACCAUGUUCUAUGUUCUCUAUGGUGUUCACUCUACAUAUCAAGCUGAGGAGAUUGAGAAUUUGAGUGGUGUUAAUCAAGUGGUUAUGAAUUUGAGUGUACCUAACUUACAAACUAAGGUGGAAAUUCAAGUGCAUUAG